This is a messenger RNA of Strongylus vulgaris, 1179 nucleotides long. The record is from the annotation of a GenBank genome assembly. Lineage: Eukaryota; Metazoa; Nematoda; Chromadorea; Rhabditida; Strongylidae.
AUGUUGGCUAAACUAAUCUGCGCUCGCCAUAAACCCCGACAGCAGACGAUAAUCCCAUUUGACUUUGUGCCUGUCAUAUUUGAGGAGACUCCGGUGGGUGAUGUACGUAUGUUGGGAGGAAAGUUGGGUCAUGCCAUACAGGGAAGACUACCUGUUCGGACAAUGGGCGACCUCGCUGUGGUUCCUUUUGAACUUAUUGAGAAGCACUUUGGAAGUUCAGCACAGUGGAUAAGCCAGUUGGCGAAAGGAUAUGACGAUGAGCCGGUGAAACCGCGUAACAAUCAACUAUCUAUUGCCGUUAGUAAGAACUUUUUAGGAAAAAAUGCGCUUCUCACUGUUGCUGAGGUGCGACGGUAUGUUGAUGGAUUAUCCAAGGAACUAUGCAAAAGGCUCAUAGCUGACCAGGUUAAGAAUAAGAGAACCGCAGAAAAUGUAAUUUUUGGCAUUAUGAAUGACUCAUACAUCCAUGCAUCCAAAACGGUGAAAAUCUCUUCCUAUAGUCCACAGGCGAUCGCAGAGGCGGUGUGGAGUGCAGCUAAAACGUUUAAUAAAGCGCCGCUUGGAAGUGAUCAGUGGGUACCACCCGUCUUCAAUCUAUCGAUGAGCGCGUCUCGUUUCACAAAUGGUCUUAGUGUUCAGUCGCAAAACAUUAUGGAAUGGAUAGAAAAACGACUGCGGCUUAAUGAAAGUGGUAUGAAAAUAGAUCAGCUGCCGUCGACGGCAUCGCCGGGGCCAAAAGCAGUCGUUCAGAGAGAUUCAGAGAGGCCUAUGGAUCUGGAGAUGCCUAGUACAUCCACAGCUGCUAUUCUUUCCAGCAACUCCUCAUCUAUGAGUCCAGCAAAGGAGAAAAAGCACGAGGAGCGGCCUGAAGUUAUGCUGGAUGAAGAUGGGUGGCAGGUUUAUGAUCCAACGCUGUUCGAGUCAGUGACGACUACAAUUGCGAUUCCUGCAGUGGAGUUUACCGACAUUGGACCCAUCUCCUCGUCUGUUUUUGAAGAAUUGCCAGCGAAUAUCAAAGCGGAGUUGGAUCAUUUCCACAAAUUAGAACAAGCAAAAAGACUAAAAGCCGCUGCUGAAGAACGCGAGAAGAAACCGAAUGGAAAGAAACGUGCCCCUAACUCAAACGCGAAAGGACCACCGGCUAAGAAGAAAUUAGAGGAAUUUUUUAAGAAAUUUUAG